CUUCCUGUUUGUCAAACCUUUCUCUAAAGAACUGACAGCCCCGACUUACCCGUACACAAAAAGACAACAGUUGUUUUCUCACAGUGUUUGAGUCAGAGUCAGGACAUCUAUGGUGGAGACAUCUACAUCUCCAGCAGACGGACCCAGAAGGGACAACUGGACAACCUGCCAUGCUUCUUCUUUAGGUUUUAUUUCUAAUGCGUAGCUGUAAUUUAUCCCACAUUAGUUCUUCAUUCAUCCGACCUGCGCUCCGGACAUGGCCUUGAUGUGGGCUGCUUCUCUGAUUUUUGUCCUCGUCUUCACUGGACUGGGUCAAAGUGAGACGAUAGACCAGCCAUGUACCAAAAUUUGCCCAGCCGGAUAUUAUAAAGUUGGUGUAUGUGGCGAUGCACAGUACCGAUGUGAAAAAUGUAAGCCUGGCACGUACACAGCAAUAAAUAACACUGCGAGCAAAUGUCAGCUGUGCAAACGUAACGUCGGAAACGAGGUGGUAGUAAAGGAGUGCUCACCUGACAGUAACAGAGAAUUUAAAUGUAGAGAUGGUUAUUACUACAGCGACUCUGAUCAAACUUCUGUACACAGGAGUUGUGUCCCGUGCUACAGUACUAGUCUUAAGAGAUGCCUGGACUGCCAAAGACAGGAGUGUGUGAACAGCUCACAAUGCAAGAAGGACUGCGGAAGAGUCCCAACUCCACUAAAAAAGAAUACAACUAAAACCCCAACUUCAACUACAAAUACACCUUCAGUGACUUCAGAAAAGCCAAGACCCAAGUCUACAGUCUUCUCAGCAAACCCUGCAGUAGAUCCAGCCCCAAAAACACCAUACAACCCAGAGACCUGGCUCUUCUUUGUUGUGGCCCUUGUAAUAUUUCUGGUGCUCUCUUGGUUCCUGCUGCUCUUCUGCAGAACCCUUAACAGAAACCAGAACAGCUUUCUCUGCUGCAGCCCAAACAAAGUUGUGGAAACACCAGCUCAGGCGGCGAUGUUAAACGGGCAGCACAGUCAUCACGGCAGCAGCCCGGCCACACUGGUUCCUAUGAUUUCUGAGGAAACUCCGAUGAUCAUUCAGCAGCCACCCGCUCACAUCUGUGGGCAGGUGCCAGACGGAGCUCGUAUGGCUGUCUGGCAGAAAGAGCAGUCAGAACGCUGGCCCGCCGUCGUGCUCUACGCCAUCAUCAAGGAGGUUCCCCUGCGUCGAUGGAAGGAGUUCCUGCGCCUACUUUCGGUGCCGGAUCAGCAGAUGGAGCGAGUGGAGCUGGAUGCCAGUCUGGGUUCAAUAGAGAAGCAAUACCAGAUGCUGAGGCUGUGGAGCCAGCGCUCUUCUGCGAGUCUGAAUGAGGUCUUCUCAUCUUUACACAGCAUGGAUUUAUUGGGAUGUGCUCAGCUGCUGCAGGAAAGCCUGGAGAAGCUGCCCUGGAGGCCCGAGGCAUUGCAGGGACCCACAAGAUGAGGAGGGCACGCAGGAUGGAGCAUCACAGAACUUUAUUUAUUUAUAAUCCAGCAGGAAACAUCACUGUUUUGUAUUUGGGUGUAUGCUCCUAUAAGAUGUUACUAAUAGUUUCUACACCCACAGGCAUGAUGUCAUAGAUGACACCUACUUGAGUUGUGCAACUGAAUGACUCAGGGGCACAGAGUUGGUUUUCUAAAUGCUCUAUAAAAUAUUUAUGGAACCUUAAAAUGAAGCUCAGCUCACUGAAGAGUUGAACUUUGUUCAUGUUUACAUUUAAAAUCCGGGAGAGUCCCCGUCGUCUACUGUAACCUUCAGGAAAGGAAUCUCACAAACACCGCUCUACCUCCCACCCUCAUGUAGCAUCUGUUUGGGUUUCGCUUGAGAACUUGUGGUUUUGCCUCCCACUGCUGUCACGUAAAUAAGAGUUUAACCACCGUUUACGUUUGUAGGAAUCGCCGUUCCUGUGUUUAAUUGCAGCUCCUUGUUUUGUUUCUUAGGAGACUUUAUCAGUCUUUAUCAGCAACAGCUCAGCCGCUGCUUCUUCUUGCUCAUCUUUGCAAACUGAAAUCCCCGAGGGAUGUCAGAGUUUCAGUUUCCUGCAGCUAAACAAAGUCGAGGGUGCAGCAGGCUGGGUUUUUCCUCACCACGUGUUUCGUUGGAACGGACGGGUUUCACUUGUGGUCUCCAGGUAUCUCACUUUGACAGUGUUUCUUGUAUCACUUCACUUCAAGGAAAAGGACAUUCCAGUUUGUGGAAUUUAUUUAUAAAUGUUUGAUUCCAUGUUUGAUCAGGAAGUCUUUGUAUUUAUAUUUAGAGUUGUGGUAUUUUUUUGUAAUUUGUGGAUUUUUUUUACUUUGUUGAUGACUUUAGAAUUUUUACUCCUGUUGCACGCAAGUAUGAUUCAGUGGUAUUGUAAUAACCACAUUAAAGUGUCAUGGUGCAAAUAAGCAGAAAAAUAAAGCUUUUUUUCUUUUUAGAAAGAAUGGUUGAUUAUUUGUUCAGCAGAAUUUGUUGUGCAGGUGUCUAGUUGAAAGGGAGUCUGUUCAAAGAAUUUCAACAGGCUUCAGAGAGAACUUUUAUUCUUGAGGCAAUGGAACUCGGUCUCAUGAAUUGCAAAUUUGGGCGCAGUACAAAAAGACAGCUGCCCUACACUUUUUGUACUAAGAGCAUGAAAACAAAUAAUAGAUGACAUUCUGGAGGGAAAUUAUCACACGUGCAAAAACUGUGAUUUUUUGUUAUUACAAAUGGAAAUGUGAAUGAAUUAAUUAUGUUUUGAUAAGCACCUAAGAAAGAGGCACCUCAGGGAAUCAAAACACCAGAUUUCUAAGUUAGUCGUUUAAGAUCUUUAUGUGAGAUUUUCUGUAAAACUAUGAAGGAAAUUAUGUUUCAAAAAUGUAUAAUAAUGAUAAAGUCCAAGUUACAGUACAUGCUGACCUACUAAAAAUAGAAGAAGAAAAAGUGGUAAAAGAAAAAGAAGAAGGAAAGAUAUAGAAGAAGAAAAAGAAGAAAAAGCACAUGUUUAAAUAUAAAUCCAAAAACUAAAUUUAAGAGGAGCGGUUGAAGAGCAAGUGACCCCCUACCAGAGCCUUCCACUCCCACUUCCUGUUUAUAAAAUGCAACAAAUGCUGUUGACUGAAAGAGCAGAGCCACUAGCAAAUACACACACAGGAUCACAACAACAUUGUGA
This is a messenger RNA of Nothobranchius furzeri (turquoise killifish), 3137 nucleotides long. Its product is annotated as tumor necrosis factor receptor superfamily member 1A. Gene Ontology annotation, cellular component: plasma membrane. NCBI's taxonomy places the organism in Eukaryota, Metazoa, Chordata, Actinopteri, Cyprinodontiformes, Nothobranchiidae. The record is from RefSeq and is a predicted model, not a curated record. Gene Ontology annotation, molecular function: protein binding. Gene Ontology annotation, biological process: signal transduction.